AUGGUUUGGAUUACGAUUGAUCCAAGGACACCAUUAGAUAGAGGUCGUCGAGUUGUACUUGGAACCCUGCUGGAACGGUUGGAACGCGCCCCUGAACGAAUAAUGGCAGGUUUUAGUAACCAACUGUAUAGUGAAAAUCUGGUAUUUUGAGAUUUUCUCACCAUUGGUUUGGAUUACGAGUGAUCCAAGGACACCAUUAGAUAGAGCUCGUGGAGUUCUACUUGGGACCCUGCUGGAACGGUUGGAACGCGCUCCUGAACGAAUAUGGGCAGGUUUUAGUAACCAUAUGUAUAGUGAAAAUCUGGUAUUCUGAGAUUUUCUCACCAAUGGUUUGGAUUACGAUUGAUCCAAGGACACCAUUAGAUUGAGCUCGUGGAGUUGUACUUGGAACCCUGGUGGAACGGUUGGAACGCGCGCCUGGACGAAUAUGGGCGGGUUUUAGUAAGUAGGUUUGGUUUUUCCUAUUGAAAAAGUGCAGUAUUUUGGAUUUUUCUCAGGAUUGGUUUGGUCUAUGGAAAAUUCAAAGUUACCAUUAGAUAGAGCUCGUUGAGUUCUACUUGGAACGCUGAUUGGUACACUUGGAACGCUUUCCUGAGCGAAUAUGCGAAGGAUUUACUCGAAUAUGGUGCUAACUUCACCUACGUACCUAUAAAAUAGAUAAUUUUGGAAAAAAAUCGAAAAUUUUGAAACAAAACGUUCUCUAUCGACAAUUAGUACAGAUCUUUUGGAAUUUCUAUGUGAUAUAAAUCGAUGACGAAGCGUACUGUUGAAUUAGAUAGGUUUCAAAAGAUUCAUUAGAACUUUUUAAAUUACAAAUGUAAAUGCAGACAGUUGAUCUUGAAGCCAUCGUUAGGCAGAUGGACAGCAAUGAAGAACAAAAUUAAUAUGUGCAUUAUAAACCUUAACUCAUGAUAAGUUGAAACAGUAUCUAUUACGAAUUAAGUGCCUUCAGAAGUUAUUAAGCGGGUGUGGGUGAGUGUGGGUGUGAGUGUGGGUGUGGGUGUGGGUGUGGGAUGUGGGCGUUGGUGUGGGUGUGGGUGUAGGUGUGGAUGUAAAUGUUAGGAAGAGAACGAUACCCACACCUACACCCACACCCACCCACACCUACCCCACACCCACAUCCACCCACACCCACCCCACACCC
Molecule: messenger RNA, 1144 nt
Organism: Rotaria sp. Silwood1
Lineage: Eukaryota; Metazoa; Rotifera; Eurotatoria; Philodinida; Philodinidae
Source: the annotation of a GenBank genome assembly